UGUUUUGGCAACUCAGAAUCCAGAUAGUCCGCAGUCCCGCAUGAGAACAAGCAUUACACAGCAAAAAAAGUACUGCAGUGCUCCUGCGCACACAGUCACUCAGAUUUAGAGGAGUCUGCAGCAUCCCUCUUCGGUACCCGACGCAUCCGAACCACACCCUGCUGAGACAUCGGACAAGAUGGCUGAAAAAGACUCACAUCCUCCGGCAGGGAGCCUCUCCCCGGGACAACUUCAGUCCCUCCUUAAGAUGGAGCCGAAAACACUAGGAGCAAUCCAGAUUGUUAUCGCAGCUUUAAUUCUCUGCCUGAGUGCUUCAGUACUUCAGAUUCAUGAGGUCCACUUCACCGGUGAUGUAGCCCUGUUCUUGAUUGUUAUGAUACAGGUGACCUUGUCUGGAUCCGUACUGAUCCACAGUGGCAGGAAACCGUCUCUGUUAGCGGUCAAAUGUGUCCUAGUGCUGCAUCUCAUCAGUGCCGCGUUUACAACUGCUGCUCUCGGCUUGAUGUCAAAACACCUUCCCUACCGGCAGGACUCGUACCACUGUGAACACUGCCGACGUAUGGAGCUUCAUGCAGUGCAACAUUGUUUCAGGAAAUGCACCGGGCUGAUCGAGCAAAAGUGUAAACUAUUGAUUGAUGGGAUUCUGGGGACGCUGGUGGUCUUCUUGGUGCUGGAACUGCUGAUCUGUAUCACUGCUAUGCUUUUCGGACUCAGUGUUCUGGCUGCUCGUGGAACCCAAGUUGCCAGACAAGGACCAGUUUAUCCGCAGACUCGCCCGCCUGUGGUGCACGUGGCUCCAGGAGGACCAGCAGUGUCCCCAGCAACACCUGAAGCAGCUGUGACACCAUCAGCCGAGGCCAUUCAUGUGGUCCAUGUUGCUCCGGCUGCUGCCGACCCAUCUCAGGUUACAGUGAUGGUGACAGAAUCAUUUCUUCAACAGUCUGAGGACAGAAGCCCCCCCACUGAACCUCAGGUGGAGCCCAUAUAACAAGAGGAGACCUAGUCAUUUGGUGGAAAGAUAUUCUAACUCCUAAUGGUAUUGUGUAUAGCAUUACAAAAAUUAUGCACAUUGAUUAACCCAAAACGUCAUCUUUGGUGUAUACCUCUUGUCUUCAUUCCAUUCUGCACUCUGCACUCGUUCUUAGUUGCCUUUUUCUAAAAUUUUGUCUUCAUAAAAUAUGGUGCUCAGCGCAUUGUUUUCUUUUUGUUGAAUGUGUGAAUUACAAUUGUUACAAGUUAGUACUGUCAUUGAUUGAUACGUGGAGGCAAUACUCACAGGGUUCGAAGUUGUUGACAUCAACCCCAAAAAAGCCUUCGCUUGACCUGUCGUAUCUUUUCAUCUCUUUUAAGGAUUGCACAUUGUUACAGAAAUACAACACCAUCAUUGCCAUGUUGUACAAUGAACAUUUUGCUUCACUCAUGAUCACAAAAGUAUCAGCCAACUGUUUAACAGACACAUAGCUUCACUAUUCGUUUACUAGUUUUAUCACUUUUAUUACUUUCUUAUGAGUGUGAGGCAUGCCACCAAUGGGGCGCCAGAGGACUUCAGGGGAGGAAGACCAAGAAGUGUCAUUUGCCAGAUUUGCCAGCUAAGUGUAUUGAAGAAUGUUUCAAAACCUCCAAAAGAUGUCGAAAUGUGGAAAGCAAGACACUAAAAACAUUGAAGUCUUAUGAACGUGUUUAAAAAGAUAUCUGUGCACAUGAGCCAAAAAGUUGGAGUUCAUACAAACAUGUUUAAGAAGACAAGUUAACAAAUAAAGACGUCUUUAAAAUGGAUUGUUUAGACCUUUUCAU
This is a messenger RNA of Synchiropus splendidus (mandarinfish), 1794 nucleotides long. RefSeq lists its product as uncharacterized. The transcript has 9 exons. Lineage: Eukaryota; Metazoa; Chordata; Actinopteri; Syngnathiformes; Callionymidae. The record is from RefSeq and is a predicted model, not a curated record. Bases 179 to 988 code for a protein of 269 amino acids. Gene Ontology annotation, cellular component: membrane.